AUGUCAACUGCUUCAAUUCGUCGUCGUCGUAAGCUUGAGAAAGAAAAUCCAGAAACGUAUGCUGAAUUGUUGGCAAAAGAGAGAGAGGCAGCCAAGAAGUACAGACAAGAAAAAAAGAGGCAUUGGGAAGAAGGCACCCAUAGCCAGGCUGAAAUAGAAGAAUACAAUGCACAGAAGGAAAAAAGAAGACAGCAAAAAAGAGAUUAUUACUUGAAAUCAAAGGCACGGCGUUCACGUCAAACAAAGAAUAGUGCUGGUGUCAAUCCACAUACUAAAAACUCUGAACAGGCAAAAAAGAGACCAAAGGAUAUGUCACCUAAUGAGUAUAGGGAAUAUCGAAGAAGCCAGAAAAGAGCCCAGCUGGCAGCUUUGAGUCACCAAAAAAAAACUGCUAUAAGGCUUAAAAACAGAGAAAGGAUGAGAAAAGUGCGUGAAGCAACUAAGCUGGCUAAAAUUGAUAGCACUCCUGCUGAACCAUCAGAUAGAGUUGGACGUCUUAAGCAAUCUGUUUACAAUCUGAAUCACAAAUUCAGAGCAAAAACCAAGAAACUUGCAAUGUCUCCUAUGGAAUAUGCCCAGACAGCCCUAAAUUUACUCAACCCUAGAACUCCAGAGAAAAAACAAGCUAUUAGGGAACUACAAAGAAAACACCCCUGCCGAUUUCUUUUCAAUACUCAGGAGUCAGAUGAUCUGGACGUAGAAGGUGAACUUGGUAUUCAGCUGCAAGAUUCCCUUUUGGAAGUACCUGAAGCAGAAGAAGAAAUUUCUAAGCCUGCUCACAAUAUGGUGCAGCUUUUCUACAUCCGUGAUGAUGUAUCUCAGAAGCUGCCACAUGCACAUUACUCGACAAAGCAUGGGGCUGCGAGAGUGAUGGUGCAAACUAUCAAAUCCGCCCAUCAACUGUACAAGAAGGAACACCCAUCUUUGCCUGUGAGCCUGACCCUUUUUCAGACUCUGCGACCAAAAAAUGUGAGGCUUUUGGGGUCUGUGCCAAUCGAUAGCUGCUUUUGUGUGUGCUGCGCAAAUGUUGGUUUGAUGAUAAAUGCCUUAAAUAAGCAUUUAGGCUCAUCAGGUCAAUUACCUAAUGAAACUGAGAUGCUCAGGUUUUUGACCUGCCCUACAGGGAAGGAUUGGCCUGAUAUUAAAUGUAUCGAUGGAGCUUGUGUUGAGUGUGCAAACAGAAUGAGACCAUUCCAAAUCUUCUGUAGGGACAUUUACACAACACAAGGUGUCCGGUGGAAGAGAUGGGAAAAAUCAGAAGCUGGAAAGCUGGAGCCCAUGGAAAAGGAAGGGUCCAUAAGGGACUUGCUUACAGAUCUCCAAAUAGCACUGGAGGAGCCAACCAAAGGCACCAGCUUUCUGCAGCAUCUCUUCACAGCAUUUUGGCAGUAUAGACAGUUUAAGAUUUGUAGAAGCAACCCUAAAGAAAGUACUACCUCUAGAUCUGGCAUCCUAACCACACAGAGACAUGCACAGGCAUCCACAGAGUUUCCCACAAUAAAAGAUAUGUCUACUCCACCAACAUAG
Messenger RNA from Biomphalaria glabrata, 1527 nucleotides. RefSeq lists its product as uncharacterized. The transcript has 8 exons. The coding region runs from base 1 to 1527 and encodes 508 amino acids. The record is from RefSeq and is a predicted model, not a curated record. NCBI's taxonomy places the organism in Eukaryota, Metazoa, Mollusca, Gastropoda, Planorbidae.